CCGGGGCGACCGGCUUGGCGCGGAGACCUUGCGAGGAGCACGCAGCUUCGCUGGAGCCCGGGCCAGGUGGACGGUUUGUGGCCUGCAUGGCUCUCUAGAGGAUGAAGCCCAGCCCCACAGGCUCCUCCCCAGAGACCUGCAAAGCUGCAGGCCAGGGCGAGAAGGGCUGCCCUGUCUGUCAGGCCUGGGGAGGGGUCUUAGGUCCAGGCUCUGGCUUGAGGUCAGGGCUAGGGCCAGGGCCCGGUGUUGUUCUGGGGUCUGGACCAGGACCUGGUGCUGUUUUGAGUCCUGGUACUUCUCUAGCACCCAGUCCAGGAGCUGCCCCGUUACCUGAGCCAGAGUCUAGGUCAGAACCUGGGCCAGGAGCAGGGCCUGGGGCCAGGCGAGACUCUGGAUCUGGACCCAAACCCAGUGAAUCAACAACCCCAGCACCAGUACCACAGAAGAAGACACAAGCCAAGCCUGCACCAGCCCCCAGGCAGAAGGUUCUGGUGACGGGAGGAGGAGGCUACCUGGGCUUCAGUCUGGGCUCCAGCCUGGCCGAGAGUGGCACUUCUGUCGUCCUGCUCGACCUCCGCAGACCCCAGUGGGAGCUGCCCCCGAGGACUGAGUUCAUCCAGGCUGACAUCCGAGAUGAAGAAGCUCUGUACUGUGCCUUGGAAGGGGUGGACUGUGUCUUCCACGUGGCCUCCUAUGGGAUGUCUGCUGCUGAGAAGCUGCAAAAAGAGCAGAUUGAAUCUAUAAAUGUCGGAGGCACCAAACUGGUGAUCGACGCCUGUGUCCGCCGGCGGGUUCCGAGGCUCGUCUACACCAGCACCGUCAAUGUGGCAUUUGGCGGGAAGCCUGUAGAGCAGGGUGACGAGGACUCUGUGCCCUACUUCCCACUGGACAAGCACACGGACCACUACUCCCGAACCAAAGCCGUUGCCGACCAGCUGACCCUCCUGGCUAACGGGACUCCUCUCCCAGGAGGAGGGACCCUUCGGACGUGUGUCCUCCGGCCCCCGGGGAUUUACGGCCCCGGAGAGCAGAAGCACCUGCCCCGCAUCGCGAGCCACAUCAAGAAGAGGCUGUUCGUGUUCCGGUUUGGGGACCAAAGGGCAAAGAUGAACUGGGUCCAUGUGCGCAAUCUGGUGCAGGCACACGUGUUGGCGGCAGAGGCCCUCACCGCAGCCAAGGGCUACGUGGCUAGUGGCCAGGCCUACUACAUCAACGAUGGGGACAGUGUCAACCUCUUUGAGUGGAUGGCCCCACUGUUUGAGAAACUGGGACACAGCCAGCCCUGGGUCCAGAUACCUACUUCAUGGGUUUACCUGACAGCCGCAGUGAUGGAGCAUCUGCACCUGGCCCUGAGGCCCCUCGGCAGCCUCCCCCUGCUGCUUACCCGCAGUGAGGUGCAGUCCGUGGCCGUGACGCACACCUUCCAGAUCACAAAGGCCCGAGCUCAGCUGGGCUAUGCGCCGGACAAGUUCAGCUUCGCCGACUCAGUGGAGCGAUACUUGCAGUCCACGAGCCGGCAGCCCAGAGGCUCACCGGCGCCGACACUCCUGCGGAUGCUGCUAGGUCUGCUGCUGCUGCUCGGCCUACUCUGCCUGGCCCUGCACGUACUAGGCCUGCAGGCGGCGGUGCAGAGCCUCUGAUGGCCAGCCACGCACACGCCGGAGCACACACG
Molecule: messenger RNA, 1672 nt
Organism: Fukomys damarensis (Damara mole-rat)
Lineage: Eukaryota; Metazoa; Chordata; Mammalia; Rodentia; Bathyergidae
Gene: Sdr42e2
Product: short chain dehydrogenase/reductase family 42E, member 2
Exons: 12
Coding region: 102-1640 (512 amino acids)
Biological process (GO): steroid biosynthetic process
Molecular function (GO): 3-beta-hydroxy-Delta5-steroid dehydrogenase (NAD+) activity
Source: RefSeq, a predicted model, not a curated record